AUGCCCCCCGGAAGGCAAUCCCAUGGGCGGCAAGCCCACGGCCGACCUCUGCUCUCCAGCAAGCCGGCGGCAAAGACCUUCCGCAAGUCGAAGAACAAAGCCCAAGUCAAGGCCCUCGACGCCUUCACCACCGCUUCCGAGCUGUACGCGCCCAAGGAGAAGCGCACUCCACGCUUCCGCGAGAUCGAAGCCGCACCGGAGGCUAGGAAAAAGCGCCGCGCCGCCGACGACGAUGACGACGAAGAUGGAGAGGACGACGAAGACGAGGACGACGACCAGCCCAGGCGAAAGAAGGCCAAGCCAUCUGCUGGCGGCGCAGGCGGUGACUCCGACGAGUACCAGAGUGACAGCGACGGAAACGAGUGGCACUACGGCGUCAACGAAGACGAGGAUUCGGAGCUCGACAGUGACGAGGCCUUUGGCGAUAGCGAUCACGAGGAUUUCCAGGGUUACGCAUUCGGCGGUAGCAAGGGCAAGAAGAAGAAUCAGGACGAUUCAGAAGAGGAAGACGACGAAGGUGACGAUGAGUCCCUUGGCGAGGACGCGAUAGACCUGGCCCAAGCCCUCGACGAGUACGAGUCCGACGAGUCCAUGGCAGACCAGGACGGCCAAGACGACUCGGACGCCUCAGACUCCGAGGCCGAGAGCCCGCCCUCCUCAGACGAGGACGAAGACGACCAGGAAGCGGACCCCUCCAAACUCGGCGAUCUCCAAAAGUUCAUCGCCAAUUUUGGUGGUGACGACGAAGACCAGGAUGCCGCCCCCACAAAGCAAAAGCAAAAGAUCAGCUUCAAGGACCUCGGCCUGUCCGGCGUCAAGGACGCGCAGAUGCGGAAAUCCGUCAAGCUCAUGGCCAAAGAAGAAAAAGAAGCGUCCCGCCCCGGCGCGGGCAAGAAGCUCGAGGUGCCCCUGUACAAGCGCCAGCAAGACCGCCUCGCGCGCGCGGCGGCCUACGAGAAGACGAGCGAGACCAUCGGCCGGUGGCAGGAGACGGUGAAGCAGAACCGCCGCGCCGACCACCUCGUCUUUCCGCUCCCGCAGAACGCCGCCGACGAGGGGCUCGACAACCGCGAGUUGCAGGCCAUCACGGCCAAGAACUCGACGGGCAACGAGCUCGAGCAGACGAUUCUUAACAUCAUGCAGGCGUCCGGGCUGGCGAUGAACAAGCAGGGGGAGAACGCGCGCGCGAAGGCCGAGAGGGAGGAGGGCAUGUCAAAGGAGGAGCUGCAGGACAUGAUCCACCAGCGCCGGCGCGAGAGGGAGCUCGCCUCGCGCGAGACGAAGCGCGCGGCGCGCAUCAAGAAGAUCAAGUCCAAGGCGUACCACCGCGUCCACCGCAAGGAGAAGGAGCGCGAGGCGGCGAAGCUUAAGGAGGCCAUGGCCGAGAACGGCGACGUCGAGGUCGACUCCGAGGCCGAGCGGGAUGCCCAGGACCGCGCGCGGGUGCUGGAACGCGUCGGCGCGAGACACAGAGACUCCAAGUGGGCCAAGCUGGGGUCGUCCAACAAACGCGCCGUCUGGGACGACGAGUAUCGCGCGGGUCUGCACGACAUGGCGCGCCGCGAGGAGGAGCUGAGGCGGCGCAAGGAGGGCCGGACAGGUGAUUCUGAUGAGGAGGAAGAGGAAGAGGACAGCGACAGCGAGGACGGAUCCGAAGACGGGGAGGGCACCGGCCGCCGCAGCGGAAAGGAGAACAGGAGACUCCUGAAACAGCUCGAGAGCAUCGACGACGAAGAGGACGACGGCCCCAAGUCCGACCUGAUGAAGAUGAAGUUCAUGCAAAAGGCCGAGGCGCAGCAGAAGAAGGCAAACGACGAGCUCAUUGCGCAGAUCCGCCGGGACCUGGACUCGGGCGGCAGCGAUGACGAGGAGGAAGACGAGGUCACGGAGGUGGGGCGCAAGAAGUACGGCAGCGCCGCGCAGCCCGCCAUCUCGGCCCCAGCGCUGUCGAGGAAGCAAAAGAAGGCCGCCGCCGCUGCCGCCCGGGGUGACGACGUUGACGUGGACGACGGAGACGAUGCGCCCAACAACAGCGCCGUCAACACGGGCUACUCCCUCACAGCCGAGCCCUCGACGACGGGCUCAGCCUGGUCCUCGGGCCCGCGCAAGAAAUCCGCAAAGACGGGCGGCAAAUCCAGCGGCGCGCGCGUAGAGGACCUAGACAACUCCCUCGCCAUCACAGCCUCCUCCUCCUCCAAGCCCAAAUCAAAGUCAAAAGCAAACAAGACGACAACAUCAGCAGCAGCAGCAGCCGACACCUCCUCCGAAGACUCGGACUCGGACUCCCCAGAAUCCCACCUGCCCCUCGCCAUACGCGACAUCUCCCAGAUGGACAAAGCCUUCGCGGGCGACGACGUCGUCGUCGAUUUCGCGCGCGAAAAGGAAGCCAUCCAGACCGCAGACGACGACAAGAUUGUCGACAACACGCUACCUGGAUGGGGCGGCUGGGUCGGCGACGGCGUGAGCGCGCGCGAGAAGAAGCGCCAGCAGGGCCGGUUCGUUACAAAGGUCGAGGGCGUCAAGAAGGCGAACCGCAAGGAUGCCAAGUUGGAGAGGGUUAUCAUCAGCGAGAAGCGCGUUAAAAAGAACGACAAGUACCUCGCAACACAGCUCCCUCACCAGUUCGAGUCCAAGGAGCAGUACGAGCGCUCGAUCCGCCUGCCAAUGGGUCCGGAAUGGGUCACCAAGGAAUCUCACCAGGCGGCGGUCAAGCCGCGCGUGCUCAAGAAGCAGGGUAUCAUUGCCCCCAUGUCUAGACCGACAAUGUAA
This is a messenger RNA of Colletotrichum tamarilloi, 2769 nucleotides long. RefSeq lists its product as uncharacterized. Gene Ontology annotation, biological process: rRNA processing. The transcript is spliced from 3 exons. The record is from RefSeq and is a predicted model, not a curated record. Lineage: Eukaryota; Fungi; Ascomycota; Sordariomycetes; Glomerellales; Glomerellaceae. Bases 1 to 2769 code for a protein of 922 amino acids. Gene Ontology annotation, cellular component: small-subunit processome; nucleolus.